Molecule: messenger RNA, 3726 nt
Organism: Eubalaena glacialis (North Atlantic right whale)
Lineage: Eukaryota; Metazoa; Chordata; Mammalia; Artiodactyla; Balaenidae
Gene: LYPD6
Product: LY6/PLAUR domain containing 6
Exons: 8
Coding region: 412-927 (171 amino acids)
Biological process (GO): positive regulation of canonical Wnt signaling pathway
Molecular function (GO): acetylcholine receptor inhibitor activity
Source: RefSeq, a predicted model, not a curated record
UUCCCUCCCUCCCUCGCUCCCUCGCUCCCUCCUCGCACUCCCCGGCUCCGGCCGCGCGCUGGCGGGGCUCCGCAUUGCACACUCCGGGGGCGCCGCAGUGUUCGUGGGAUGGAGCAGCGGGCUGCCGCUGGCGGCCGGAAUCCGCGUGCAGCCCGGAAUCAAUAAUCCUGAAGAAUAGAGCUGAUUGGCCCAGCCUGGGACAGAUGUCAACUUAGACCAAUCAGCUGUGGCUGCGGAGUGUAGCAAGUAAUCUAUUGGAAUAAAACCAGCAGUUGAGUAACUCAUGCAAAGCGGUCCAUCCACACGGGGUUGACCUUCCACUCUGGCUGCUGAAAUACAGGUGCAAGUCCUCUUCCGUCGUCCUGAGUCCCUGCUCCCGGGCCCCCUGGAUGAGUGACGCCUCGGUCUGCCAUGGAAGCUGGCCCUGCCCUGGCCUGGCUCCUGCUCCUGAGUCUGCUGGCUGAUUGUCUGAAAGCUGCUCAGUCCCGAGACUUCACCGUCAAAGACAUAAUCUACCUCCACCCUUCAACCACACCAUAUCCUGGUGGAUUUAAGUGUUUCACCUGUGAAAAGGCAGCAGACAAUUAUGAGUGCAACCGAUGGGCUCCAGACAUCUACUGCCCUCGAGAGACUAGAUACUGCUACACUCAGCACACCAUGGAAGUCACAGGAAACAGCAUCUCUGUCACCAAGCGCUGCGUUCCGCUGGAAGACUGCUUGUCCACGGGCUGCAGAGACUCCGAGCAUGAAGGCCACAAGGUCUGCACUUCCUGUUGUGAAGGAAAUAUCUGUAACUUGCCACUCCCCCGAAAUGAAAGUGAUGCCACGUUUACCACAACGUCACCCAUAAAUCAGACAAAUGGGCACCGAGGCUGCAUGUCAGUGAUAGUGUCCUGCUUGUGGGUGUGGUUGGGACUCACGUUAUAGCAGCUCAAAGGCACCAUGUGUCGUAGCGAUCCAUGGGGACUUCGAGGGUCCAUAGUCAUGCAUGAGGCAUUGGCCUGACAGUAGUCACACAUGUGAAACCACAACACUCACGGAUGUCUUCACGGCCAAGCACUUCCACUUACCACGGGGAACAAGUAUUGCUCCAAUGUAGUCAUUUCAAAUCCAAAACCUCAUCAAAGCAGCCUGCCCCCAAAACAGUCCCUGGGUUCUAUACCAUAAACCUUUGUUUCCCCUCCAAAAAAUAGCUCUGCAUUUACUGAGAUUUGGGGCUUUUAGUUUGGAAUACAUGCACGAGCCACAGGAGGUCCUGCAGCCCUCUGAGGUAUUAGGCAUAUGUUAUAUGGACACGUGUAGAUCUGUGUUCUUCAGCAGAAAGGUCAAUGACCCCUGGUUUGAGUGGUCCAGUCAUGAAUUCAUUUAUAGCUUUAGAGUUUUAAAACUUUGAUUCCCAAAUGAAUGGACUAUUUCCUUGGAGAGUCUGACCAAGUCCCUAGAAAACUAGUAAGCAGUUUGUCCAAUUUAAUUGUCCCAAUAUUCUUCUCCCAAUGGCGGGACUCAUGGGACAUGAAAAAAAAAAGGCAAUCAUAAAAGUUUUUUUGUAUGGGAGGAGAGGUGGCUGGAGAAGGAUUUUUCCCAACUUAAUGGAACUAGCACCCAUAAGAUGACUGUUUAUCCCUUCAUAUAAUUGGUGAGAUUGGCCUUGAUUUGGCACCUAACUGUGCUCCAUGAAAUCCUGGAUUCUACCUGGACCAAUAGGUAUCCAAAGAGGCUGACAGCAGUAUGGGGCUAUUUCCUCCAGCGAUGAGGUUCUAUUCAGGCAUAGCUAAUUGAGACAGAGAGAGGAUUUCAAAACGAAAGGCAGGUGUGCGGGGUUGAUCCGAGUUCGUUGUGAGGGCACAGUAAGUGUCUCUGACAAACCUUUCAUCUGCAAUUUACACUGCCCCAGAGCCCUCUUUGUUCUCCCUCUUCCAGAUCCCCGGUGACUUCAGGGAGAAGGUUCUGCAUUAAGUUGUCUCAAGAUUGAUAGGAAAAGAAGAUGUAAUAUCCUAGGAUGAGAAGUAGGUGGGCCACUGGAGUGAUGGUGAGACUAGUAAAGAGACCCAGUGAGGUGUUUUUAUUUUUUUCAGAUGAUUGCUUUUGAAGUAAAUGUUAAGACUUUCACCAUCCUUCCUAUAUUUUUGGCACCUCCAAUUUUUUCUUCUUCCUUAUAAAUCAUUUAUACACUAUUUAUUUUUGUAUGGCAUAACUAGAGACUAAAAUAUAUUAUAAAAGAUUCUUUAUUCUGAACAAAACGAUCACAUUAGAAUACAUAUUUUUCAACAGUGGUAGAGCUUAUAAUAUAUGUUUGUUGAAAGUUAUCUAUAAUACUUGCACCAGUGUUGAAAAAACUUAAUUUAUGCUGUGAGCAAGAGUAAUGUGUUGGCCUCAAGGUUUUUGCUCGUGGUUUUCUCCGUGGUAUUGUCCCAGAAGUAUUCGGGUGGUGACCAUCACUGGUAUGAGUUUCUCUGCAGGGUUAGGGGGCGUAUUUGCAUGAACUUUGGUGGAGUCGUUGCUGAUCAGGAGGCCAGUUUUGUCAGGGUCCAUCUGCCCUGCAGAGGAAAAUGUCUCGGGCUCAUAAAAUGAGCCCCCUCAGGGACCAAAUGUGAACUGACAGCAGAAACUCUGAAACAAAAUAAUCUAAAUUGCAUCAGAUAGCCUUAAUUCAGAGUUUGGUAGGUUUAUUAAUAUGUUGCUUACAAUUGGGGCAGGGGAAGUAGAGGGAGAGAGAAAGCAAGACAUUUACUAAGCACCUCUUACGUGCCAGACGCCACACUAAGCACUUUACAUGAGUCGGGUCAUGUAAUCCCUGCAAGAACCCUGUAAGGAAUGUUACUAGUAUUUACACGUUACAGAUGAAGGUACUAAGGCUCUAAGAGGUAAAAUGAAGCCUUUCCUUCCAGUUUAGGUUAUAUGGGAUGAGGUGGGACGGAAGAGGAAGGGAAGGUGGAAUUGCCACCCCUAGGAAAACUUCCAGGCCUGACAUCAUGGGAAUUUGUCCAUCUUAUCAUGUGGAGUUUGUCUAGUCCUGCUUCUAUACGAUGCCAUUUGUGUGUGUCCCCAGACAAUGUUUUUUCUUUAGGGGGUGUGGGUGUGGCUUCCUCAUUCAUUCCUUUUGCUAUCAAAGAGGAGGCAGGUUGAUCUUCCAUCUGAAGAUGCCAUAAGACAAUGACAAUUUGAUGUAUAUACCUACAAAUACAUUUUUGUGCAUGGGUCACUCUCCACUGACACCCUCCAAGUACUGCAUGUGAUUAAAGUAAGAGAUAAACCCCAAAUCUUGGUUCUUAAUGAGAAGGCACCACUCCAAAGCCUCCCUGGCUGGUGUGUAGGGACCAGAUCCACAAUGGUGCAGACUCAUCUGCCACCCAGGGGGGUCACUGCAAAUUCCACACAGAUGUGGCUACAUGCACCCCAUGUACCUGUCAGAAUGGCUGGUGUUUCAUUCUCUUCAAAGAAAGUGGUUUGCUCACCAUUCCCAGCCUCAAGGAGCCAAGGAAGGGCCAUUCAUGUGGAAGGCCCAGGACUAGUCAUCCAUCUGACUUUUCUACCACAUUAAGCCUUCCAUUAAAUCCUACGGUUGGUGACAGCUUGAAGUGCAAAGAGCCGCGAUGUGUAUAUCAACCUGUGUGCCAUUUAUUUAUUUUUAGAUUCCCCACAGCGUUCAUGUCGAUAUGGGAUUAAUGCCUAAAUUUUGUAAAUAUUGUACAUUUUGUAAAUCAAUGAAUAAAGGUUUUAAGUGUA